Messenger RNA from Drosophila willistoni, 1207 nucleotides. RefSeq names its product peptidyl-prolyl cis-trans isomerase G. The record is from RefSeq and is a predicted model, not a curated record. The transcript is spliced from 2 exons. Bases 35 to 1078 code for a protein of 347 amino acids. Lineage: Eukaryota; Metazoa; Arthropoda; Insecta; Diptera; Drosophilidae.
CAACGCUGCAAACAGCUGUGAGUGAUAAACAACAAUGGAGGAUUCUUUGACGAGUCAGGCCAUUGCCGAGCUUAUGCGCGAAAUCGAAAAUCAGAAUAACACAUCUGUCGUGCAGCAAGAGAGAAAAGUGAAUCCUCUAGGCGGUAAACCAAACAAAAACUUCCUAGGACGAACCAUUAAUUCUGCAUUAAUCCAUAAUAGGCGCGAAACCGAAAGAACUUAUGCAAAUUGUCAGCAAAAGCUCCAGGAAAUGGAUGACAGAUAUGAGCGACGAAAGUACAAUUCAUUUUACAAUAGAAGCAGAAGCAAAAGUCGCAGCAGGCGGCGAAGACAGAGCAGUAGCUUCAGCUCGGACAGAAAUCGGAGUCGCAGUCGAAGUCGAAGCCGACGCAGCAAAAAGAAACAUAAGAAAAAGCAUACCAAAAGCAGCAAAAAACAUAAGAAAUCCAAGCAAAGGCGCCGGAGCACCAGCAGAAGCAGCAGCUGUAGUUUCCGUAAAGAUAAAGAGAGGGAUAAAACCCCGAUGUCCAAUGAUCAUGGGGCAGAUCAGCCAAUACCGCCAUCAGAGCUAUUUCUGCAGCAUUCCAAGAACAUGGCCUUGGCUGUGGCUAUGGCUUAUGGACAGAGUAUGUUUGCUCAAUCGUCGGAAGAAUUGACAAAAGAAACCGUCCCCGCCGAUUCAUCAAUGAGUGAUAUAUUUAAAGAGCUAAUGUCUGAUGAUGAAGAUGAUGAUAAGGAUAAGAACAGGGAACAUAUUUCAAAGCAACCACUUGAAUCCCUUUCCCUUUCCUCAUCAAGUGACAGUAACCACGAAGUGUUGACCAUCAAUGUAGACACCGAUGAGGAUCAUGAUGAUGAAUCCUCUAAAGGAAGCUUUCACCAUAGUAAGAGCCGUUCAGGUAGCUGCAUAACUCUGGAAGAUAGUACAGAUGUUUCUGAAGGAGAAUCUCUAAAGAAGGACAAUACUAGUGACCUAGAAAUAAUUGAACCCAAGCCGGAGCAACAGGCGACCAUAACACCUGUUGUGGAGCAAAAGUCAGAUUUAGAGACUGACACAGUGGAUUUGACUGAUGAUUAGUAGAAUUGAAAGUUAGCCAAAGACAUCUACAUCACAGAAAUUGAUUGAUUAUUGAAAUUAUAUAUAUGAAAUGGUUAAGUCUGUUUACUAAGAAGUUUUUACAAAUAAAUAUGAAUUCAUUUUUGUAAA